Molecule: messenger RNA, 1534 nt
Organism: Lasiosphaeria miniovina
Lineage: Eukaryota; Fungi; Ascomycota; Sordariomycetes; Sordariales; Lasiosphaeriaceae
Exons: 2
Coding region: 290-1477 (395 amino acids)
Source: RefSeq, a predicted model, not a curated record
CUCCAACAAUGCCCAAAACGAAGCUGAUCGACACAGCACCACACCUCCACCGCCAGGAUCAACGACGUCAUCUUGUACCGCCAUCAAUUAACUCGCCGCGAUGCCUUCACAGUAUCCGCUCCUGGCAUCGGCAUUCGUGCCACCCAUCCCCAUCCCCGGCGGCAAUGCACAGCACGAUAAUACCAGUCUCGCUCGAACAAGACUCCAAAACCGUCGCCCAGUCCCGUAGCUGAAAACACCGACAGAAACAAACACCGACAGAAACACACGCCGCACGCCACACACAGCGAUGGGCGACGCCAACAUCUUUGUCAGUAAUGGCACGUGCUACUCGGCGGCUGGGCAGAAGCUCGACAACAGCUUCAUCCCAUGCGGCAACGACGCCUUCGGCCACCAGACGUGCUGCGGCGCCGGCGACAACUGCCUCGUCGACAAUGCCUGCUGGGGCCUGCACGGCACCGGCUACGGCAGCUCCCUGACGUACAUGGCCGGCUGCACCGACCCGGAGUACAAGGACGCGAGCUGUCCGCAGAAGUUCUUUGACCAGCCGUGGGUCGCGCUCACGCACUGCGACAACAACGACGGUUCGUGGGCGGCGUGCUCGCAGUCGGCCGGCCCGUCGACGCUGCAGCCGGGCUCGUUCUGCACCUGCACCGACGCCGCCAAGACGACCGUCGCCUUCAAAGACACCAACACGCUCAGCAGCCGCGCGUCGCUGCCCCAGAGCGCAGGCGACAGCAUCCAGUUCUUCGUCGGCUACGUGCCCACCUCGCCGUCCUCGUCAUCACACACGCAGACGCAGCUGGGGUCUCAGUCUUUGCCGUCGCCGUCGCCGUCGCCGUCUGGCAGCCCGACUUCUCCCGCGUCCACGCCCGCAACCCAAACCAGCGGCUCCUCUGGCUCCACGGGCACGGGGGCGCCAGGAUCGUCAAACACCGGCACCGCAUCGCAAACGGCACCAGCAUCUUCCAGCAGCGACAACAGCAGCAGCGAUGGCAGUAGCAGCAGCGAUGGCAGUGGCAGCAGCGAUGGUCUCAGCUCCAGCGCCAAAGCAGGCAUCAUCGGAGGUGUGGUGGGCGGGGCGGUGCUACUCGCAGCGCUGGCCGUGCUAUUUUUUCUGCGCAGGAGGCGGCAGCGCGGGUCGGCAGGCGUCGAGAGCGGCAAGAAGCAGCACUACCACAGCGAAAACAAGAACGACAAGGUGCCGUCGACGGCCGCGGCGUCCGAGGCCGACGGGGUGCCCGUUUCUGAGGCCGAUGGGCGCGCGGCGCGGCCGUGGAGCAUGCGCAGCGAGCUCGAGGGCAGCCAGCCGGCGACGUCGAUGGCGCCGUCCAGCCUGGCUGAGCGCGUCUCGGGCGAAGGAACUGCUGGUAUUGGGACAGGGGCAGCUGGUGACGGGCUUCAUCAUCAUGACGCAGGCGGCGAGCUGAGCCCUGUUGCCGAGCUACCGGGGAGCGAGAGCUGGAGCAACAGGUAGCGCGGUGGUGUAGACGCUGGUGUAGACGCUGGUGUAGACGCUGGUGUAGACGCUGGU